CCCAGCUGAGGUGACUGGCAGGACUUGUUUACUGGUGGAGAGACUCGCAGAAAAGAGAGACGGAAAGAGGGGGAACCUGAGGGAGAGCAAUCGCUAAACGGAACGGGAAUCCAAGUUUUUACACUUGACCCGUCUUUUUAAGUCCUUUUUAUGUUUGUUUACCUCAUCGUUUUUUCACUGUCGGAGACGGGAUACUGACUUUAUUGGUGUCUGUGUGGGGGGUUUUUUUUGUUUUGUAAUUUUUAACUCUGUUGCCGACACUGAAACCUCGUUUGUUUUGGAUUAGCUAGCUAACGUUAGCUGUUUUUCCCCCAUCAGCUAACGUUAAUCCGAAAAAAAGAGAAGAAACGGGCGGCGUGGUGGAGAGUUUUCUCACUUCAAAGCAACGUGUGUGUUAAGCAGAGCCGUUUCGACGUUUUUUUGUUUCCCUCACAGUGGAUGGGAAAUAAGGACGUUUUCCUCCCAAGUUUCCCUUCUUUGUUUUCUUCCUCCUAUUUUGUCAUUUUAUGGGUAUUCAUUCGGUUGCGGCGUGGUGGUCAGCGGGGGUGAAGGAGUUCAGAGGAAGGUCGUUAGCGGGGAAAGCUGCACGUUUUUCCUGCACGUAGCUGCUCGGAGGAGUUUCCUGGGAUGUGCUCCCAUCUGUCUUAAAAAGGAUGAGCUUCUGAGAAGAUACCAGCAAACGGGGUAAUAUAAAGACCUGUGGACUGCAACAGAGAGGACGCAAACCCUUCCGACUCCCCGGUCUUCGCUCUGUAUUUGACGAUAUCCAUAACUUGAGCCCGUGUGUGUUGGAGGAACAGAAGAGGUGGUUGUUUUUAACUCUGUGCACAGGAAAAUACUUAUUAGCAUUUUUGUGUGUGUGUGUUUUUUUUUUCUUUUUUUUUAAGUGGGUCUUCCCUCAUUGGAGCAGUGCAUUUACAGUGAAAUGAGCCCGGGGCCAGUGGACCUCCUUCUGGGACCUCCAAACUAGCCCUCUACGUGUGGGAUAUUAAUAAUAAUAAUAAUAAUAGCAGGCUACUGUUAUUUCUCUCUUAAUUCAGUGGAGCACCAAAAUUAAACAGAUGAACGCGGACUGUCGCCUCCACUUAUGGAAAAUGAAGAUCUUUACUCGCACAUGUGUUACCAGAACCCAAGAUCACAUUAUUUAGUGGUCUGCAUUUUUUCCAGGGCUCACAUACAUCAUAAACUUGGCUUGGAAGAUACUCAUACAUUUAUUCCCAACCCCUCCUGGCGUACGAGGGGCAAGCCUGAAACAGUUGGCUAUACUGGACCUUAAUUUUUAAGAAUAUUUUUGGUAUAAGUAAAUAUUUUUCCUUCAAGAUUGGAAGAUUUUUUUUUUCUUUGAGAAGCUUCAAGAGGAGAGCACAGUUAACCCCCAAAUCAAAAUGAGACGGUGGACGCUAAAGCUGCGAGCACAAAUUGUGUUUUUUAUCAUCGGCACCUGCAUUAUAUGCCAGUGUGGACUAAUAAACGGAGAAAUCUGCCCGAGCAAGGACAUCCGGAACAAUGUGACCAACCUGCAGUCACUGGAGAACUGCACCAUCAUCGAGGGCCACCUGAAGAUUCUGCUCAUGUUCAAGACCAAGACUGAAGACUUCCGGGGUCUCAGCUACCCGAAGCUGCGAGUGGUGACCGACUAUGUGCUCCUGUUUAGGGUCUACGGCCUGGAGACCCUCAGCGAUCUCUUCCCCAACCUGACAGUGAUCCGAGGAAACAACCUCUUCUUCAACUAUGCUCUUGUGAUUUAUGAGAUGCUGCAGCUGAAGGAGGUGGGUCUCCACAGUCUCAUGAAUAUCACUCGGGGCGCUGUGAGGAUCGAGAAGAAUCCAGAUCUGUGCUACCUGGCCACCCUGGACUGGUCCAAGAUCCUGGACUCGGUGGAGGACAACUUCAUUGUGGCCAAUAAGAACGAGAGAGAGUGUGGAGAUGUGUGUCCCGGCACAGCCCAAGGCCAGACCACCUGCCCACAGAACACCAUCAACGGACACUUCAGGGGACGGUGCUGGUCACAGAACCACUGCCAGAGAAUGUGCUUGGACAACUGUAAGCAUGGUGCGUGUAGCCUCCAGGGCCAGUGCUGUCAUGACCAGUGCCUGGGUGGCUGCUCUGAGUCAGGUAAUGCAAGUAGCUGUGUGGCCUGCAGGAACCUCCAGCAUGGGAAUUUGUGCGUGGAAAAGUGUCCUCCUGGAUACUAUGUCUUCAGGGGCUGGCGCUGCAUCAGCUUCUCCUUCUGCCAGGAGCUCCACAACCAGUGUAAACAAACUAAGAAGUUGAACCAGGAUCGGGAGUCGGGCUGUUAUGAAUAUGUCAUCCACAACGGAGCCUGUAUUCCAGAGUGUCCUUCUGGAUACACCACUGUCAACUCCACUGCGCUGACCUGCUCGCCGUGUGCAGGCCUGUGUCCCAAGCUGUGUGUGGGAAAUAAGACGAUCGACUCUGUAACUUCAGCCCAGGCAUUGAGAGGCUGCACUGUUCUCCACGGCAACAUGAUCAUCAAGAUUCGAGGAGGGACUAACAUUGCAGCUGAGUUGGAAGCUAGUUUGGGCCAGAUCGAGGAGAUCACAGGUUACCUGACUGUUCGCAGAGCCUACGCCCUGGUUUCCCUCUCCUUCCUCCGCAAACUACGCAUCAUUAGGGGGGAGCAUCUUGAGGGAGAUACCUUCGCCUUCUAUGCGCUGGACAACCAGAACCUACGCGAGCUAUGGGAUUGGUCCAAACACAACCUGACCAUCCAGCACGGUCGUAUGUUCUUCCACUACAACUCCAAACUUUGCAUGUCUGAAAUCAGAAAGAUGGAGGAGGUGACGGGAACCAAGGAGCGAAACCAAAAGAACGACAUCGCUGUACGAACCAACGGGGACCAAGCCUCCUGUGAGACCAAGCUGCUGAAAUUCACCAUGAUCAAGACCACGUCAAAUAUGAUCAUGUUGAAGUGGGAGCCCUUCUGGCCCUUAGACUUUAGAGACCUGCUGGGCUUUAUGGUUCUCUAUAAAGAGGCGCCAUAUAAGAAUGUGACUGAGUUUGAUGGACAGGACGCAUGUGGCUCUAACAGCUGGGCGAUUGCUGAUGUUGAUCCGCCACCCCGUUCUAAUGACAAUAAGAAGGUGGAGAAUCCGGGCCACCUGAUCCGACCAUUAAAGCCCUGGACUCAGUACGCCAUUAUGAUCAAAACUCAACUGUCUGCAUCUGAUGAGCACCAGGUUCACGGAGCCAAGAGUGAGAUCAUUUAUGUCCGCACCAAUGCCUCCAAGCCCUCUGUGCCUCUGGACCCCAUCUCCUCCUCCAACUCCUCCUCUCAGAUCAUCCUGAAGUGGAAGCCUCCCACCAGUCCCAAUGGCAACAUCACCCACUACCGGGUCGUCUGUCGUAAGCAGCCUGAGGACAGCGACCUCUACAAGUUCGACUACUGCCUACAAGGAAUGAAACUGCCAUCUCGUACCCCGACCCACCUGGAUAGCGAGGAUGAGCAAAAGUGGAACCACACAGAUGAGCCCACAUCAGGGGGCAGGUGCUGCGCCUGCCCCAAGACAGACCAUCAGCUAAAGAAGGAACAGGAGGAGAUAAUGUACCGCAAGACCUUUGAGAACUACCUCCACAAUGAAGUCUUCGAGAGCAGACCAUCUCGUCGGCGACGCUCAGUGGGAGUUGCCAACGCCACCCAGAUUUCUCUCACCACUGCCCCCAGUCUGCCAUUCGGUUCCACCACCGCUACCCCUGAAGACGAUGACGAGGAUGAAGAGGGAUCCAAGGUGGAGCUAAAGGUGUUCUCAAAGGAGUCAACGGUCAUCUCCAACCUGCAUCACUUUACCAGUUAUAAGAUAGAGAUCAUGGCCUGCAACCACCCGACGGACCUCAAACGCUGCAGCAUGGCUACUUAUGUCAGUGCUCGAACUAUGCCAGAGGAGAAAGCAGAUGACAUCCCAGGCCCUGUUACCCAUGAGAUAGUGACAGCCGAGCCUCCCUAUGUGUUGAUUAAAUGGAAUCCACCGCACUCCCCUAACGGCCUCAUCAUCCUGUAUGAGGUCUUCUACAGGAAGGUUGGAGACGCAGAGGUUCAUACAGCUUGCGUGUCACGGCCGGCCUACCUCAAGUUAGGUGGCACGAAGCUUUCACUUGUGCAACCUGGAAACUACAGUGUGAGGGUCCGCGCCACCUCCCUGGCAGGAAAUGGUUCCUUUACGGAAACCACUUACUUCUUCAUGCCCAACCCUGAUCCAAGUUUAAUUUGGAUUGUGAUUGGUCCAGUCAUCUGCUUCAUCCUGCUGCUCUUUGUGGGGUGCGCAGUCUUUGUGAUCCUUAAGAAGAGGCAAACAGAAGGCCCGACAGGACCUCUUAUCGCCUCCUCAAACCCUGAGUACCUCAGCGCCAACGAUGUCUAUGUUCCCGAUGAGUGGGAGGUGCCUCGCGAGAAGAUCACGGUCCUCAGAGAGCUGGGUCAGGGCUCCUUCGGGAUGGUGUACGAGGGAAUCGCCAAGGACAUCGUCAAAGGAGACCCUGAUACUCGCGUAGCUGUCAAGACGGUCAAUGAAUCUGCUAGUCUGCGCGAGAGGAUCGAGUUCCUCAACGAGGCCUCCGUCAUGAAGGCUUUCAGCUGUCACCAUGUGGUACGUCUGUUAGGUGUGGUGUCCAAAGGGCAGCCCACCCUGGUAGUGAUGGAGCUGAUGACCCACGGUGACCUAAAGAGCUACCUACGUAGUCUCAGGCCAGAUUCUGAGAACAACCCAUCAGGCCGGCCACCACCAACGCUGAAGGAGAUGAUCCAGAUGGCUGCAGAAAUUGCAGAUGGCAUGGCCUACCUCAACGCCAAGAAGUUUGUCCAUAGAGAUCUGGCAGCCAGGAACUGCAUGGUGGCAGAGGACUUCACCGUCAAGAUUGGAGACUUUGGUAUGACCCGAGACAUCUAUGAGACUGACUACUACCGUAAAGGAGGGAAGGGCCUGCUUCCUGUCAGGUGGAUGGCUCCAGAGUCUCUGAAGGACGGGGUCUUCACUGCCCACUCUGACUGCUGGUCAUUUGGUGUUGUGCUGUGGGAGAUCAGUACAUUAGCAGAGCAGCCUUACCAGGGUUUAUCCAACGAGCAGGUUCUAAAGUUUGUCAUGGAUGGAGGAUACCUGGACCGGCCAGACAACUGCCCCGAGAGGAUGCACAGCCUAAUGCAGAUGUGCUGGCAGUACAACCCCAAGAUGCGGCCGAUGUUCCACGAGAUCAUCGAGAUGCUGCGGGAGGACCUGCACCCGUCUUUCCAGGAGGUCUCAUUCUUCUACAGUGAGGAGAACAAAGUUCCCGAGACGGAGGAGUUUGACCUGGAUCUGGACAACAUGGAGAGCAUCCCUCUGGAUCCGUCUUCAUACUCCCAGAGAGAGGAGAGCUUAAGCAGGGACAGCGGGCCCUCGGUGGCCCUCAGGGGGAACUAUGAGGAGCAUCUCCCCUACACACACAUGAACGGUGGCAAGAAAAAUGGACGAAUCUUAUCGUUGCCCAGAUCCAGCCCUUCCUAACAUUUCCUGCUUCCUAAAAGAACUCAUUUUCUCCUUUCCCUUCCCAUCCUUCUCUCUUUUCCAGUCCAUUUUUUCUGUGUCCUUCAUGUUCCUCUCAUCAUUUUCUAAUGAUUUUCUUAUUCUUGGAGAAACCCUUCGAAAAAGAAAAAAAGAAAAAAGAAAAAAAAACCAACCCCACAGAUCUCAGGACUUUUUAUUUUCUUCCUCAUGGCUGCCCAACACAGGCAAGCAAGGGAUGCAAACAUGGUGUAACACUUUUUAAACUUCCUCCACAACACAUCAGACUUUAUAUUACCUAUCUAUUGUUUUUCACUAUUGCCAUGUUUCCAGGACUCCUUUAGGUGGAAACAGAGGGAAAAAAAACUGUGAACACAACAAACCUUAGACAACCAAGAAGGCUGCUUAUGCUCAACCUCCUUCCUCAACACUUGUCCCUCCUCUUCUCCCCUUUCCAUACUUCUGUGCUCUGUUUUUUGUUUUUAUUUUUCCAGCAAGUGAAAUCUUGUUACUCAGAUUGUGGCCUUUUUGUAUGUGGCCUAUAAACAAAGAAAAGUGUGUAUCAGCACUUAUACUAAUUUCUUUUUGAACAAUGACUUAAUCAGUUUGGAACGGUGGGAUGACUUGCAAAGACUUGAUCCUAGAACAAACAUCAAUUCCUAGAGGAAUGUUUUUGUUUUUUGUUUUUUUUUGUUUGUUUUUUGUUUUUUUGGUUCUGCAGAAUUCCAAACUACACACAGUUUCAUCAGGUUUUUGGUGAAUAAUUUAUUUGCUUUUAUUGUUAUUUUCUCUUCUCUUCUAGUCUUUCUAAGUUGUAUUUCUUUGUCCUUACUAUGUGGCUGAAGGAUAUUUAAACAGUUAAGAAUUGGACGAAAGAGUUCCUCAGACUGACCAAUAGCUGCUGAUUUGAUAUAUUUUAGUGGGUAUAGAAAUAUAUAAAUAUAUAUAAUAUAUAUAGUAUAUAUGGAGUAUUGGUAUUUAUGUACCAAUAUUUUAUAUAUAAUAUAUGACGUAUUGAUGUUUUUGUAAAUAUUUCAUAUUUGUAAUAUUUUUCAUCAGAAGCUUUGCUAGUAUUUUGUUUGCUAGGCUUUUUCUUUCUGGGAUUUUUGAUUUUCUUAUUUUUAUAGCCCCACAAAUCACACUAAUCUACCAUCAGCGCUCUCGGUGUCUUAGGCCUCCAGCCCCUUCUUUGAGUAGUCUUCUCCGUCUGGAUGGGAAAGGAGAAAGCUCCGAAAUAUUAUCAACUUUCUACAUCAUUUUUUAUGAACCCUGUUCCCACUGAGAGCUGUCGACAUUUGGAGGCAUCCUUACUACAACGCCAACCGGGAAAAAAAAAUGGAAAAAAAAAUGGACUAACCAAAAAAAGAAAAAAAAGCUUUAUAAAAGGGGAAUGAGGUCUUUCUAGAUGGAAGUACACUUGAUGAGUUGAUGUUCGUCUCCGUGUCCGCUUUCUCUCUCUCUCUCUCUCUCUCUCUGGUCAGGUCACAAUGGAGCUGAGGUCUUCAUGUGUUUAUUAUCACAGGUUUUUAUUUUUAUGUCUAUCACCUGAUUGGGCUGGUUGUCGUCAACUGGCAGUGAGGUUAGGGAGCGUCGAGAGCUUGUCCUAGCCCUGUGAUUGUACUUAACCGUAACAGUACUGGCUUUUGAGUUGUGUUUAAAAAAAACAAAAAAACAAGGUAAAGCCUAUAUAAUUUAAAUCUGUCUAAUUAUUAUCUUCCCCUCUGGCCUGAGAUCUGCCACAGCGCACAACCCUCAGUGUCUGGUGGAAGGUUUUAUUAAAAUCACACAUGAAGGUCCCCUCUCGUUGUGGGUUCGCUCUGCACCACAUGCACCCUUCUGCACGUUCCCCCCUCCUCAGUCUUCCUGAGGCUUCCCAUUGGCUGCUGAACUCACUGCUCAAAAUCAGGCUGUUGGAAAUUUCCACUUUUUGUGGUGGAGGGCUGGAGAGAAAUACGGAAAGUUCCAACUGUACGCAGAAUCCACAGCAGGUAGUGGCGAGAGGGGCCGUCUCUCUAUCUUUCAUUGUGUCUGAGAGAGAGAGGGGGGCAGUGUGUGAGUGAUAGUUAAUCCUAUUAUUCUCUCUGCUAUCACAUGCAGUUAGGUAGUCAGGACACAGUGUGCAGCAGCUAUUUCACUCAGGUCUGACAUUCCAGGAUUUAGUUGGAACUGCUCGUUCUCUCGCCUCCCCCCGCCGUUUUGCCUGCCUGCUGGCAGAGCUGAUACCAUCACCGCACCCCAUCAGAUUCUGAACACACGCACGAAAGACUUUGAUUUUCCUUUGUAAUAAUCAAAUAUCUGAAGAUUAUCCCUCCUGCCGUGAAUCGGAAACAUUCCUCUCAACUGUACCCUUCCACAAAGCUAAAGAAAAAGUGUUGACCCCUCGCUUAACAUAAUUAAUUCUCUAAGGCCAUCAGAGUUUUGCAGCAGAUCUUCCUUAUUCGCACAGCAGUUGAUUCACAGGAUUCGUGACAGUAAGCCGAGGAGUAUAUUUAUUUAUUUUAUUUUUUUUCCACCCGGACACGCCGACCAGUGUGGUUGCCAAUCUAGCCGAACAGCAUUCAGCACUUAUAGUAUAGCCAAAGUGUUGGCAGCUUUCUGUCAACGAUGAGAACCCACAGAAUCAGAGAGAAAGCAGAGACGCUGCCUCAAUGUUUUACCAGUGCCUUCUCAAACCCAGAGCCACGUCCAGGCUAGUUAUGUCGGCUAGUAACACACACUUAUAUACACACACAUACACACAGGCCUCUGUGCUCUCUCUGUAUUGUUUCUCAUGAGGCCGGCGAGGCGCAGAAAUCGAAGCUGCAUCUACAUUUGUGUUUCAAUGGUUGCAGCUUUGUUGUUGGCUGGAAGUGUAGAAGUCGCAGUCUUCGGGGCAGUUUGUUACUAGUUUUGUUUCUAAUCUUUCGUCUGAGCUUGUUGCCAGCGUUCAGGUUUGAACACUAAUGUUCACCUCGUGCUUUAGCGGUGACACUGUGGAUUGGCCAGAGUCUGUGCUGUUGGCGCUCAGAGGUGUUUGAGGUCAUGAUGUAGAUUUUAGCUAAUUUUUCUGAGGAGUUACAAUCUUGGGCUUUUGUACUUUGUAAAUAAUCUGUGACAUAGUUUGGAAAAUAAAAGCAGAAAAAAAAUGAUACGUAUUAAAAAAAUAAAUAAAUCUAAUGCCCGUCAGUUUUGCCUACAUGACAGAAAAAUGGUGGACCAUAGUUGUGUCACAGCUCCACACUACAUACUAAUACUAAAUUCUUACCUUACUAGUGUACUGUUUUGACAUUUUUCUACUUUCAGUGUAUUUAAUUUUCCAUUUUAAACACACUACAUACUCAAAACCCAAAUGGAAUUAGUGUGUAUUAUGGAAAUGGGACAUAGCUUUUAUCUCCACCUUGACCUAGGUUGCUUCUCUCGUGGUGGUGUUCACACGCAUAUGCAAUUUUUAAUUAAUAUGGUGCCCAUAUCUUUGAAAUACCAGAUAUUUAUUUUAUUAUGAUCAUUGUCAUUGUAUGAGAAAAACACAGUUGGCUUUUUAGUCAAGCAUUUCUAAGGUGUUUGAGAGUGGAGCGAUGUAAAAACCUAGUUUGGUAUCGUACAAGUGGAGUAGCUGGUGGUGAGCAGCAGGAGUGCUAGUUAGUUAGUGAGUAAGUAAGUAAGUAAUUGUUAUCGUCUUUGUGUUUGGCCAGAGUCUACCUCAGUGCAUAUGGAGGAAUCAGUCUAAAGAGCCUAAAUCAUCCCCGUCAGUCACCCAGUAUCCCAUCAUUUCAAAUAAUCAUACAUUACCAACACUGCUGAUGAAUUCCUUCCCCCUGUGGUGUGUUAAAUCCCUCUGCCUCGUUGUUUUCUCUGUUUUUUUUUCUCUUCUUCUUCUUCUUCUCCCAGGGGAAACCGUCAUCGACCGAUAUUGUUGCGAUUCUUGUAUUGUAGCCCUUUUCUGUUUUAAAUGUCUUCAUUUCCAGCCCUUGUUAUACAGUUUAGAAACAAGCUUUGAAUAUAUCCAAGUACUGUCCCUUUCUUUACACACACACACACACACACACACACCUAGCACUUAUAAAAUGUGGAAUAUCAGACAGUAAAUUGGCUUUUUUUAAAAAAAUUUUUUUUACAUUUUAUGAAAUUAUUCACGAGAGGCUCCCCCUGGGUGCUGAAAGUACCAACAUAGCUUUAUUGUGUGCAUUCCCCUUUUCCACACACACACACACAGACACACACACACACCACUCCUCUGGGCCGUAUGGAGUAGCGGCUCUGCUGGUUUCUGGGGAUGUGACAUUAGCAUGAGGGGGCAGAAGAAACUGUGUCUUGACUCUCAAUGCAUAUCUGUGAUCAUCUACAGCCAAGGCUGAUCAAGCUCAGCCCUGGACCCUCAUGCCUUUUUUUUGUUAAAAAUCACAUCUCAAACUAAAGCUGUUGUUUGGCAGAAAGCCCUACUCCUCUUCUUCAGUCUGUCUCUUUGUGGUCAAAACAGUUAGCUUUCACAUUGCACGUCUCCUCCAAUCGUCGUUGGUUUAUUUGUCUGUUUCUCUGUUCUGUUUUGUGUGUGUAUUUUUUUUUUCUACUGUGAAUAUCAUCGAGAUGACCUUUUGUUUUCCGGCAAUGCCAUAGAUUGGGUCUGUUUUAGCUGAUCAGGACACUGAUGUCUGGGCUGGUUAUAAAGUUUUAAAGAAGAGGACCCCCCCCCUCUGCAAAGGAGAAAAAAAGAAGCUGGACUGGGACAAUCCUGUGUGCCAUAGUAACUAUGAACAGACGUGAAAUUUAGAUUGUAACUUUUCGUCUCAGGGAGGCGGCCUGAUGCUUUGUGGCUGGAGGAUAAAGAGGAAGAGGAGGAAGAAGAGCUAUCUUACCUACCUUUUAUCUUCUCUGACUGAAGCGCAAGUUCUCAGCAUCCUUGCAAAAAGCAAAAAUGGAGAUUAUAAACCCAAGGACAAGUUUUCAACAACAAAAACCCAAACAUCCUUUUCAAAAAUAUGAAAUCUUUGUGGCCCUUUGAAGAUAAUCAGGAGCCUUCCUCUCUCUCUCUCUCUGGCGUGAUGUGGUCUGGACUGCCCUCUAGCAGUUGGAUGGGAGCAUUGCAGGUCAGGGGUGGCAAAGCAAACAGGGCCCCGACCCAUAGUGCCUUUGCUCAGACUAAUGGCCCUCCCACCCAGUCUACUGCCCUCACCCCCCUCAGAGCAGACCCGCCACUGACUGGCUUGUCCCCACCAAUCGCUAAAGAGGAUUUUCCACCUCCAAACAUGAAACGAAAACACAGGAAUUAUGUUUGUAUGCAUCCUUUAGUUGUAUCUGAAAAGGAAAAAGCAUUUGAACUGCUUGGUGGGAAAAUACUGUAAUUUGGAUUACAUGACAGAUACUUUUUACAAAAAAAAAAAACAAACAAAAUGUUGAACUCGUGUCUCUACUCUGCUAAGCUUUGGCUCGCUUUGUGCAUGGAAAAUGAAUUAUCUAUACCAGCAGAUAGCUUGAUAAUUUGAUGCUUACUGAUUUUGCUUCCCAUCCGUCUGUUUUUUCAGCGACGCCCCAAAGCACAUGCAAAAAAAAACAAAACAAAAAAAAAAAACCCAUGACUAGCAACAAGUGACUGCAUUACAAAUGGGGACUUCCAUUUGAAAUGCAUUCAGUUGUUCUGAAACUUUCAAAAAAAAAAUGAACCAAUUAAUAAGCUCUUAACUGUAAAUAGCAACCCCACCCCCACCCCCCUUGGCCCCUGAAAAAUGAAAGCACUUGACUUUAGGGAAGUUUAGGUUUGUUUUGUUGAACUCUGAUGACCUGAAUAGCGGUUGGACAGAGCAUGGUAGUAACACAGCGCAGGGUGAGAACAAAGCAUUGUAUGUAUUAUUGUUUUGUUGAAAAGAAAAAAGUAUUAAAUUUUAGAGAUGUUGAUUUCUAUUUUUUUUAGCCAAAGUAUGGAGGGCAAAUACAAUUACUUUUUCUGACUGUAAACUUUUACUACUCUUGUACAUUAUGAAUUUAACAUUGUUAUCAUUGUGUAUAUAACUUUUUUUUCUAAAUUUAAAGAGAUAGAUGUUUUUCUUUUUGUUCUUUUGUUGCUUUUCAUGUCACAACCCACUACAUGGGAGAAGCAUAGUCGAGUCCAUCAGUGUAUGUAACAGCACAACUCCAGUCUGAGGGCUUAACCCUGUGUAACGAGACACAGAAACAGUAUGUGGCCUGAAACGUUUGGCAGUGAGCCCGGCUCCUAUGCAUGUUAUGAAUGUUGGCCGACAAGACGUCAUGCAUUGCAACCACCCCCCACCCAGUCACAGCAGCGUGUCGGCCGUAAAGCCUUUGACGCGUCACAAAUACGUCACCCGUCACAGAUGUUGUUGUUGUUGUAUGAAAUCGUUUCUGACGAGAGACGUCUGUUCAGUUUGCAAAUGUGUUUUUUGUUUUGUUUUGUUUUUUUUUUAAUGUGAAAAACUGGAAAAGACCACUGCACAUCCUUUUUGAAGAAGAGGAAUCAGGAGUGACAAAAUCUUGAAUAAGCUAAAAAAAAAAAAAAAAAAAUACAAACAAAAAAAACUUAACUGAUGGUUUAACAACCAUACACCUUUAAGUUUAGACUGUAAAGCUGGAAGUGUCAGAAUUUUUCCUUUUCAGGAGGCGUAAAAGGUGAAACACCUUCAGCUAUAGAAGAAGUACUGUCUGUCAGUAGUGAAGAUGAUGAACUGUUCAUAUUUGUGUUAUUGACUGGGGAGAGAGACGCCGUUGUUGCCGGUGUGGUGACCCUGCGUGUUAGACGACAAAUCUGAGGAAAAGCAGCCUCUUCUUAACUUCUAAGCGUCAUCUGUCGGUCCAGUGGUCUGCUCCAGUUUACACACCAGUACCUUUAUAUUUAUCUCUGUCCUGUUCCCUGUGCUGUUCGUUGUUUAAGUCAGUGUGGAGUUGUGUCUGUGUCGUCCUCGGUUGAAGUCUUCACCACAGAUUUCUUUGUCUAUGCUCGCUGCUCCUCCUCCUCCUCUUCCUCUCUUUGUCCUUCAAGUCUCUUUCUCUCCUCAGUGCACAUAGGUGGUCCCCAGAAUGCUGUGUGUAGUCUUGCAGAAUACCUCUUUUAUUAAUGUCAUUUAUUGCCGAUGAAUAUGCUGAUGUAUUAUUUUUGGGACAUGUUGUGUAUACAUUAUGUUGAGACAUCGGUGUGUAUGCAGACAGCAGGUGUAUAUGUGUGUAUGUACAGUCCAAAAGCCCGCAACCCACAGAGAUCGCUUCAUCCCUCACACUGGAUCCAAAUGUGCCAUUAUCUUUAUGUAUCACGUAUAUCAACAUAUUGAAAGUGCACACACAAACACACACACACACACACACACACACACACAGAAAUACAUGCAUAUUGUACAGGAUCAAAAAUGUGCCAUGACUAAAUGAACGCUUGACAAUUUAUUUUUUCUAUGUUUUCAAAGGAGAGCCAAGUAGUGACAUGUACAGAAAAUGUUGCAAUGAUAUGAAAAUAAAAAUCUUGCUGUGUGUAAAUUAUUCAACAAUUAACUGUUUAUAUUAAAAUUCUGAAUAAAAUUAUUGGAGAAUA
Messenger RNA from Scatophagus argus, 13002 nucleotides. RefSeq names its product insulin receptor b (gene insrb). Gene Ontology annotation, biological process: glucose homeostasis; multicellular organism development; positive regulation of MAPK cascade. NCBI's taxonomy places the organism in Eukaryota, Metazoa, Chordata, Actinopteri, Scatophagidae. The coding region runs from base 1386 to 5498 and encodes 1370 amino acids. The record is from RefSeq and is a predicted model, not a curated record. The transcript has 23 exons. Gene Ontology annotation, cellular component: insulin receptor complex; membrane; axon. Gene Ontology annotation, molecular function: phosphatidylinositol 3-kinase binding; ATP binding; insulin receptor substrate binding.